Molecule: messenger RNA, 1272 nt
Organism: Salvia splendens (bonfire salvia)
Lineage: Eukaryota; Viridiplantae; Streptophyta; Magnoliopsida; Lamiales; Lamiaceae
Product: histidine-rich glycoprotein-like
Exons: 1
Coding region: 1-1272 (423 amino acids)
Source: RefSeq, a predicted model, not a curated record
AUGUCAAAUGUCUAUGGUCUCGUGUUGUUUCUUGGGCUCUUGGCUAUCACCAAUACCCCUUCCCUCGCUCGUGAACUAGAAGGUGACGUGAUGUGGAAUAUUGAUUCACAAAUUAAACGUCACCACCACCAUCAUGCUCCCUCUCUUCACCACGAACAUGAGCAUACUUGCCCUCCUUCCCACCAACACCACGCUCUAUCUCCUCAUGAUGAUGCUCCAAAAUAUCAUGGUCAUGCUCCUGCCCCUGCUCCCCAUCACGCUCAGUCUCCAAAACAGCAGGGUCAUGCUUCUGCCUCUGCUCCUCAACAUGCUCAUUCUCCAAAAGGUCAUGGUCAUGCUCCCACCCCUGCACAUUCUCCAAAACAUCAAGACCAUGCUCCUGUCCCUGUGCCUCAGCAUGUUCAUUCUCCAAGACAGUGCGAUCAUGCUCAUUCUCCAAAACAUUAUGGUCAUGCUCUUGCCCCUGCUCCUCAACACGCUCAGUCUCCAAAACAGCAGGGUCAUGCUCCUACCCCUGCUCAUUCUCCAAAAGGCCAUAGUCAUGCUCCUACCCCUUCUCAUUCUCCAAAACACCAAGAUCAUGCUCCUGUCCCUACUCCUCAGCAUGUUCAUUCUCCAAGACACUGUGAUCACGCUCACUCUCCAAAACAUCAUGGUCAUACUCCUGUCCCAGCUCCUCAACAUGCUCAGUCUCCAAAACAGCAGGGUCAUGCUCCUGUCCCUGCUCCUCAACAUGCUCAUUCACCAAAAUAUCAUGGUCAUGCUCCUGCCCCUGCUCCUGCUCCUAAACAUGCUCAUUCUCCAAAACAACAUGGUCAUGCUCCUGCCCUUGCUCCUCAGCAUGUUCAUUCUCCAAGACACUGUGGUCAUGCUCAUUCUCCAAAACAUCAUGGUCAUGUUCCUGCCCCUACUCCUCAACAGGCUCAUUCUCCAAAGUAUCAUGGUCAUGCCCCUGCCCCUACUCCUCAACAUGUUCAUUCUCCAAGACACUGCGACCAUGCUCAUUCUCCAAAACAUCGUGGCCCUGCUCCUGAACAUGCUCAUUCUUCAAAAUACCAUGGUCAUGCUCCAGCUCCAGCUCCUGCUCCUCAACACGCUCAUUCUCCAAAACAACAUGAUCAUGAUCCUAACACUGCUCCUCAACAUGCUCAUUCUCCAACACACUGUGGUCAUGGUCAUUCUUCAAAAUAUCAUGGUCAUGCUUCUAUCAAUGCUUCUCAACAUACUCAUUCUCCAAGGCACCAUGGUCAUGAUCUUACUCCUCCUUCUUAA